Molecule: messenger RNA, 12432 nt
Organism: Biomphalaria glabrata
Lineage: Eukaryota; Metazoa; Mollusca; Gastropoda; Planorbidae
Exons: 25
Coding region: 246-7022 (2258 amino acids)
Cellular component (GO): nucleus
Molecular function (GO): chromatin binding; histone methyltransferase activity; protein binding
Source: RefSeq, a predicted model, not a curated record
GCGACUAGACUAUAUGUAAUAGAAUGUUAUGUCUGUUCUCUUACCUGUGUUUACAUUUGGAUAUAUUAGUUGUGCAGAUUACAUAUUCCUACAAGUGAUAUAUGAAAUGUUAUAAAGGCCAUACAAACCAGAUCUAGAUUCUAGACUGGAGAUCUAGAUCUAAAUGUAUUCAGAGAUAUAAAAUAAUCGCUCUUGCCAAUGUAAAAGCAUGAUUUAAAUUUGUUGAUUUGACUGUUAGGAAAGAGAUGAAUCAAGAUGGUGCUUCAGAAAAAUCUUGUUAUUGUGACUCUGGUGACACUAACAUAAUUAACAUUAACUCUCUGAAUGGCUUAAACAAGGAUGAAUUUUGUAUUGGCAGUUCUAAUAUCAGCAGUGGGGGAUUAAAAUUAACUAUAUCUUGCUCUAAAAAGAAUUCUGAGGAUGUGCAAGAUUAUUCAAUUGGAGCCAACCUGAACAAUCAAAAUAUAAACAGUGACAUACAACAUUCAAACAUGGAAAAUCAGGUUUCAGAAAUAGAGGUGGCAACAGAUGACUGUACUUCAAAUUUAAAAACAGGCCAAGACAAAGAGCCUGGGGCUUCCAGCAAUGAACCGGUAACAUUUUUAGAGAGAUCCUGUUUUAUGCCUCCAAUGAUAAGCCCUAAAUCAUUAAAGGGUAAUCAUCUUAAAUCAUUACCUGUUGAUAAACAUGAUUCUUCAUUGUUUGUCAGUACACAUAAUGAAAGCAGUGUAUCUGUUAUGAAACCUGGACUAGAUCAUUUGAAGAGCAAUGAAGUGUAUAAGCCAUACAAAAGAUGUAAAAACGAAGGAAGCAUACACAUAUCAUCCUUACAUGAUGUACAUGAUCCUUUAUUCAGAUUGGACGCAUUACCUAAUGUGUCUCCAGACAGUGGAAUAAUUUCAUUAGAUGAAUCUCCUUUUGGGAAUGAAUCUCCUAAUUCUCUUGUUAAUGGUGAAUUUAAUAGUGAAGUUCAGCAUUCUCAGAUGUCAUCCUCAAACUUUACUCAGCUAUUAAAUAAAAAAUUUGACCCAAGUCCAAUAAUUCCAGAAGUUGUUAGAGACAAUAUUAACUUGAACAAUGGUGAUAAAAGAAAAGAACAUUUUGAAAUGCUAGAAAUUGAAACAAACCUUGUUCAAGAGUGUGAUGUCAGUAUAUUAGCUAAACCUGUAAUAAUGGAAAAUGUCAAUGGGGAAAGUAUACCAGAUUCAGCUACAAGUCAGCCAAAUGAACUAAAUGGAAGGAGCAUAAUUGUUUCUUCACCCCAUAAAAUAAGUCAAAUUUCAGGUCGCAAAAAAAGAGGUAGACCCCCUAAGAAAAAGAAAACGUUAUUGUUGAGACACAAGAAAAGUACACUUUAUAGUGGAUUAUAUAAUGGAUUGCUAAACACAGAGAACAAAAAUGUAUUUACUGCAGGCAUUCAAAGAGGCAGCUACAGACACAGUUCUGAACAUUUAGAUGGGAAAUAUUUAUCUGGUUCACUAUGUUCAAAUGCUGAAACUGAUUGUACUAUUGCUAAAACAAAACUUAAAAAAAAUCUUCCAGGUCGACCUAAAGGUUCAUUGUCUAAAAGAACUCUCAGUGCUUCUUUACCUAAUAAAUUACCUUCAAAAAAAAAAGUAGUGUCAAAUCAGAUAUCUCAGUUAGUUAAUUUGUCAGAGAAAGAUUGUAAUAAACGUCCAAGAGGUAGACCUCGUAAAAAUUUAGAGAUUGAAGAAAAGGAUAUAUUUGUAGAUAAGAAAGACCAAAACAACUCAAUUCUUGAAGAUAAUACAAACAAAUCCAAAAAAUCUGUUCGAAAAAAACACUUGCGUAAAAGACUAUUUACUCAAAGGAAAAAGCCAGCAUCUUCAAUUAAAUGUAAAAUCAAUGUUACUGAUCAGAUUGGGCAGAAAAAAAAUAAAAACCAAGACAGUAUUCCUCAAAGAGUUAAUUCAUCUGUUGCCAAGAAGUUAAAACAUGUUGCUCCAUCUGCUACUCCAGAAAAGAAAACAGAUGUCAGUUUAUUGAGGCAUAAACCUCUUAUCAGUCCAGAAAAAACAGUAUUUCAGGACAGUGAUCUCGAUGCUAUUCUAAAAAGUGUCAAGUCAUCUAUAACAAGCCAGUUUGCCAGUGAAGAAAUUAACAGCGAUUUUAUUGGUAACAUAUUAUUUGACAAUCCAUUCAAGGUUCUUGAGCCAACACCUUUUCCAAAGAUGCUUAGGAUUGAGCCACCAAAGGCAAACAAACCAAAGCCAAAAAAGAAUAGGCUGCAUGUGAUGAUGAGGAGAACUAAGCGAAAGAAACGAAAGAAGAUUUCUAUUCCUAAAACAGAUAUAUCAGCAGCACUUCCAGUGCCACAAAAAUUAGAAGUUUUUUCUACUAUGGCACAUUUGAAAAGAAUGGAAAAAUUUACUGUAACACCUCAAAAAAAAUGUAGUAGUUUUGGAUCACCAACAUCUGAAAAACGAUUAUCUUUUUUUACAUCCUGCAGCCAGCCUUCAAAAAUAUUGGCUACAAGUCGCUUGAAUGUUUUUCGUUCAGGAACAGGUGUUGAUGACAUGCAUAGAUCUGGUACAUUAACAGAUUAUGAUCAGUCAGAUUUCUUUGAUAAGAGAAACAAAAAACGACACCGGCUUUUGUAUAGAAAAUCUAAACAUAAAAACAUCAUUGACCCUGUCUUUGCUGCAGAUUUGGACUCAUUAGUUUCUGGACUAAAUGGCAUGGCAAUAUCAGAAAAUCCUGCUGAUAAUUAUAUAAGGGUACGUCCUGGAGAAAUGCCUUUACCUUCAAUAUUUAGAGUAAUAAAAAUAGAUCUCAAUAAAAGUAGAAAGGAUAGACUUCUAUCAUCAGAAACGAUAAAUUCUGACAGAAGUAAGCAAAGGAAAGAAACACCUGUUACACAUGAAAUAUCCCCUGGAAUAAAACCAGCUAUGAAAAGUGGUAGAAAGAAAAGCAUCUCUGAUCAAAAUCAAAUUAAUGAUUUUAGAGAUUUUUCAUUAAUAAGUGAUUCUCAUGAUCAGUGUUUACCACCUAAAAAGCGACACAGGUUGGUAAAUCUAGAAUCUCCUCAGUUUGACUCUUCACCUAGCACUUUUGUAAUUGAAAACCUAUCCCUCAAGAAGGAUUUAAAAGUUCAGAGGAAAUGUAGGAGAUUAAAGAAAUCCCCAUAUCAGGAAGAAAAUAAACUUUGUGAUAAGACAAGUAGAUUAAAUAAGCAGCUAUCUACAAUGGAGCUAACAAUAGAUACUAGUAGCUUUACCACAGGUGGUUCCAGUACCUGUGUCUCACCACUGUCUCCUUGUCCAAGUAGACUUUCCACAAGGAGUUCAACUCAACCUUCUUUGUCAUCACCAUCUCCAACUGGAUCAGCAGGGUAUAGAAAUCGAUACACCUCUUUAAGCAUUUCAUCAUUUACAUGCCCAGUGCAUUCAUCUUUGUCUUGCCAGUCUGAGCGUAGCACUUGCCCAGAAUGUCGGCUACUAGAUCAGUGCAUGUCACCAAACAUUAGUCGCUCUUAUCGUAGUAAUCUCAGGUCAGCUCCAAUCAAUGAAGCCACUUAUUCCUCAAGUCAUUAUGUCAACCGUUCUGAGUCUAGUCCUCCUAUUAAAGAAACCUUUCAUUCUGACAAAGUUAUAGUCAAAAGUGCAAGAAAACGUCGGAAAUCAGCCAACCUUUCAGCAGAUGACUCAGACACUUCACCACCAAGAUUAGAAAAGACUUCAUCUUUGUCUCCAUUAGCUUACAGAGAUUAUAGUUUGUUUUCAGACCCUCCAGAAAUUACCAAUUCUCCGUUUAAAGGCUGUUUAUCACCAUCUAGACAGAACAAUGGAAGGUGUUCCAGUUUAACACUUGAGACAUUGUGCACUAGUCCUUUGUCACCUAAAAAGAAAGUGUGCUCUACUAUGUUUUCACAAAGAAUGUUGCGACAUACAUCUCCUAACAAAGUUUCUCCACAAAAUAAUUUCAAGCAAAAAGCGUGCAAUAAAAGUUAUAGCACAUCUGUGAUUUCUACUUCUUACUCUGAUCAUGACCCUUUACCCUUGGAACAUUGUAAUAAUCAGAUUAUUAUCGAGGAGAUUCAAUUAGCACUUUCUUUCGAAACAGAUGAUGACAAUGCCCCAAAUGAGGAUUCACCAGAUUUAUUUAAAUAUAAUAUUCCUGCUCAACUCCCACGUAAACGAUAUCAAAGAGUUGGAUUAUUUUCAGACUUUUACAAAGACGAUGAGCCAAGAAAACGUUGUGAAAAUAUGGCCAAAUGUCGUGAUAAGCUUUUGUAUAUCAGAGAAGAACAUGAAUAUGGACUAAUGCCACAACCAUUACACAUAGGACAACAUUAUAUGAGACGAGAACAGGAUUUUCAGUUGCCAUUUGACAUAUGGUGGCAGCAUAUCCAAAAUCAGUUACCUAAAAAGCAAGAACAUAAAGUGAAGUUUCGCACAAUUAGAACCAAUGUCUACUCAGAUAGCAAAGUCAAUUCACGUAAACUGGAAAUUCCAUUGUGUAAUUGUGUAGUUCCCUCUUCUGGUGGAAAGGGAUGUCAAGAUGAUUGUCUAAAUAGGAUGAUUUACACAGAAUGUACCUCCUCAUGUACUUUGGGAGAUAAUUGUGAUAAUCAAAAAAUACAAAAACAUGAGUGGGUGCAAGGCUUAGAAAAGUUUACAACUAAAGAUAGAGGAUUUGGUGUUAGGACAAAAAUGUUUAUCAAAAAUGGACAGUUCAUACUGGAAUAUCUAGGAGAAGUUGUCAGUGAAACAGAAUUUCGACGUCGCAUGAUGGAAGAAUAUUCAGAAGAAUGCCAUCAUUAUGCAUUACACCUUGAUUCCGGAAGUGUUAUAGAUGGGUACAGGAUGGGGAAUAUAGGUCGCUAUGUCAAUCACUCUUGUAAGCCUAACUGUGAGAUGCAAAAAUGGAAUGUUAAUGGUUUGUAUCGAAUGGUUUUGUUUGCUUUGCGAGACAUCUUGCCUGGAGAGGAACUAAGUUAUGAUUACAAUUUUGAUCCUUUUAACCAAGAAACUCAACAAGAGUGUCGAUGUGGAAGCUCUGAUUGCAGAGGUGUCAUUGGUGGCAAAACACAACGAAAUAACAACAACUAUUGUAAACCUGAAAAAUUAGAAGAUGGCAAAGACAAGCGUAAAUCUAAAUUGAUGAAUAAAAAAAUUAAAGAAAAGCAGACUUCAGAAAAUAUGCAGGUGCAGUUUCUGGCUAAACCAAUGACUUUUAAAGAGCGUUGCUAUGCAAGAAAACACAGAACUUUCUUAGUGCGAAAUGUAGAUAAAGUUCGCAAUCAGAAACACCCUGGCCAGGAGUUUAUGCCUAUUACCAAAGAAGAAUUAAAUAUCUUGGACAGUACUAAAAUGAGUAGCUAUAAUCCAGAUCUGAUGUUAAUCCAUUUGAAUGAGAGAUCUAUAAAAACCAGGUUAGCAGCAUAUGCCAAAGAUAACCCAGAACUGGCCAGACGUCAUCAGUUAGCACAGAUCUUUGACAAAAUGCUUACAGAAAUUUUGUCUCUUAAAGAUGAAGAUGGCAACAGUUUGGUCACUCAGCUUAUGACAUUGCCUUCACGUAAAAAACAACCACAGUAUUACCAAGUAGUUAGAGACCCUAUAGAUUUAUCAAUGAUCAAGCAAAAGGUUAAAACUGGCUACUAUGACCAUCUAAGUACAUUCAAUUCAGAUCUCAUGCUUUUGUUUAGCAAUGUGGAGCUAUACUGUGGACCAAAGUCAGAUAUGGGACAAAUCAUACUGAAGCUUAGAAGAGUCCUGAACUGUGUAAAAACUGAGGUAGCACCUCAGAUAGAUGAAUUACUAGGUGCGAAAACAACAAAAGCUUUUAUGGAUACUGAACUGGAAAGGUUGGAGCAUCCAUCUUGCAAAGGUCUUGACCAGCCAGAAGAAGAUAUUAUCAGGUGUAUAUGUGGUGUGACAAGAGAUGAAGGCUUAAUGUUGCAGUGUGAAAAAUGCAUGAGAUGGCAACACUGUGAUUGUGUUCGAGCUAAUGGCAAUGAAGAACAUUACCUUUGUGAUCGUUGCGAACCAAGAUAUUAUGAUCCAGAAAUUCUGUUGAUCCCAUCGCCCAUAGAUGCUCUGCCUGAUUGUACUCAUUACAUGACUUUAAUAAAGGAUGAUGUUCAAUACGCUGUUGGAGAUUGUGUAUAUGUUAUGAGAGACUGUAAAAGAACUUCAGCUGGUACACCUUUGCGUGCUUCUCACCGUUUGAUGGCAUCUGUCAAUCCAGAUAAACUUGAUAUCUUCAGACUUGAACAAUUAUGGAAAGAUCCUAAGGGUGAGAAAUUUGCAAGUGGAACUCCAUAUUUGAGACCUCAAGAAACCUUUCAUGAACCAACUAGGAAGUUUUACCCCAAUGAGCUAUUUCGUACACCAAACUUUGAGAUUAUACCUAUGGAUCUUGUCAUGGGUAAAUGCAUCGUCAUGGAUCCCAAUACAUAUUGUAAAGGUCGUCCUAAAGGAUAUAAGGAGCAAGAUAUUUACAUUUGUGAAUACAGAGUUGACAAGACUGCACACUUGUUUCACAAAAUUCAGAAAAUAUGGUAUCCUAUCAAUACAGGCAGAUUUUGUUUUGAUUGGUUCAAAACUAGACUCAACAUCAAAAGAACAUUUUUACCACAUGAAGUACCUGAGGAAUAUAAACGCAAAACUGAGCGCAGUGUUGGUACCAGUAGUGGGAAAUCAGAAAAUGUGAAAGAAGAAGACAAACUUGAAACCAAGAAAGCAUGUAAAACAAAAAUGAGUUGCUUUCAUUCCGGAAAGGUGAAAGUUGAUGAGAGUCUAAAGAAUGAUUUGAAGUUAAAAGCAGAAGUGAAGGUCAAUGUCAAGAAGGGCAGCUUGCACAGGAAAGUCAAUCCAGAAACCAAUGAAGAUAAAAGUGCUUUACUUAAACUUAAGGAGAAGAGGAGAAAAGAGAAACGACAGAGGCUGGAUAAAAUCUUAUUAAAGCUUCUGAACAAUAUACCUGGCAAACAGAAGAUUGAUUUGACAUAUCUCUUAGAUGAAGGGAAAAGAAUAAGGAAGAAAGUAACAAAGUAAAAAAGAGAUUGUAUCUUGUUUAGUUCAUUCUCAAUUCUAAAGUGAUUCAUUUUGUUCUGGUACACAAUUGUACAAGACAUUGUUUAUUGUAAUGAUGAAAGUUAGCUAAGCUUUACCAGUCUUGUGUACCAUUUAUUUACAUUCUUGAUAUUAAUCGAAUGUACUUUGAUUGUAUUUCUUCUAGACUAAACUGUAGAUUAGAUAUACACUUCUCUGUCUGUAGUUUAGUCUAGAAGAAAGAUGUUUAAAAUAAAAAAUAAAUAUAUAUAUAUUUCUACAUGUAUGUAUUAUUUUGGACAUUUAAAAACAACAACCACAAAGUUUUACAAACGUGUAUUUUUAGAUUCAGUUUCCGUGAGUAAAGUCUAUAUUUUAUCCAGCACAUCAAAACUUUUUAUUUUAUUGUAGUCAUUUAUUUUUCUUGACAUUGAUGAAUCAGCAUGAUCAAAGGCAAUUAAUUAUUUGUUCAGUAGACAUAAAAUGUCAUUCAUACCUUGCAUCUGUAUAAGUGGCUAUUUCAAUUAAUUGAUUGAAUCAGUUCUUUAUGAUGUUAUUUUUGGUACUUUACCUUUAAAGGCGUAUUUUGAAACAUUUGAGAGAAUGUGUACUAGGCAGCUAUGAAAUGUUUUGAAGUUGUCAAACAUUUGUACACUUAAUCUUUGAGUUCUAUGAGUUGUCUUAGAAUUUUUUUUUCUAGCAAGAAAACUUGAUUUUUUUUUCAAUAUUAAAAAAUUAUUAUAUAGUCUAGUAUUGCUUAAUUUUUAAACUCUUGUUUGUGUGAAAUACCCUGGCAGUAGUUUUUAAAGCUUUAAAAAAAAAAGGAAGUACAAAAAAUAUGUGUAUCAAGCUUAGUUUAUGUUAGCAUUUGUUUGUCUACAAUUUAUAUGAUCCUGUGUUUUAUUAGCUUAGUAGCUAGGGUUUAUUUUGAUUGUCACUCAUUGUGCAGUUGUGAUAUCUUGAUAUAUAAUAUAGUAUUUAAAAUAAGUGUUGAGAAGUGUGCUUGUCUAAGUGAUUAUUCCAUAUAUAUGUAUCUCUAUAUAUUUAUAGAGUGAAGCACACUAUCAAUAUGAUAAAAAUUUAAUGUAGAUCUACAGUAUUAUUCAAGUUUAGGGUUUGUAUUUAUAAAGACAAUGGAAUCAAUUAAAUCUAAAGGUCUUAUUAUUGCCUUUUAACUCAUCAAAAAGAAAACAUGUGAUUCUAAGAAAAUUAGUCUUCUUUUUUUGUGUCUCUUUUACUCAGAAUUUGAUCAGUACACCUAAUAAGGGAUGUUUCUGAAAUACUUGAAACUUAGGCACUGAUCUGUAUGAGGAGAGAUAGGACUUCAGAUGAAUUUGUAAAUUGUUUUUCCACCAUUAUUAGCAACUAUGAUCAUAUAGCUUGAGAAUAAUUGAUGUAGCAUCCCUGGAAAGAAGUCAUCAUCUCAUCAUCAUCUGUCCUUUGACUUAGUAGUAAGGAUGCUGUGACAUUUUUCGUAACCAAAUCUCUCCUCUUUUUCCAGUCAGCAGCUGUUCUUUGUUGGAUAAUAAGAGAGUGGCGUUUUCUCUCUAAGGACUGAAUUCUUCUCUCAACCACAGCAUCUUGUGUCCAGCUUUCACAACCAUAUUGGAAUAUACAGACCACUAGCAAAGAAUUGUUUUAAUUUUGCUUGGACUAUUUCCACCACAAACUAUCUUGCUUUUUUCAACAGUAAAUUUACAUGUAGAGCUGCAGCAUCCAGUUUUGAAGUAAGAUCUUGUGUCUGGUAUGCAUUUUCUCAAAUGAGACCUAUAUCAUUUAGAAACCUGAUAUUAGAAAAAUGCCACCCAUUUAUGGUCAAUCUAAAAGUAAAACCUUCUAGAGUUUCCAUCAUAAUAUGCUCCAGAAAUAUGUUCAGAAGAAGUGGAGAAAGAAUGCAUCUUUGCCUCAUUCCAAUGGAUAUCCUAAGACUUUCUCCAAUUUGGUGGUUUGGAAGUACUAAGCUAUUCACAUUUUGGUAUAGGACUUUGAUAACAUGGAGAAUGUUUUUAUCUAGGUGGAACUCCCUCAUCACUUGCCAUCAUGGAAGAAGUGCAUAGAUCUAAAAAGAGAUGAAGUAGAGAAAUAAAAAUUAAUAUGAAAAAAAAACAACAACAACAAACCAUGCACAUUUCAGUGUUAGGAUGUAACUCUUUGCAAUUUUUGUUUAUCAAUGGGAAAAAAAAAAAGCAAGAUCUUGCUUCAUUUUUAUUGGAACAGAUCAAGAGUUACUAAAAUAUAUAGAAGCAGAUGUGUUUUUGUAAGAAUAAUUUAUAAGCAAGUGUUCAUUUUGUUUAGAAAGACAUAAUAAACUAUUUACAUUAGUCAAUGCUUGUAUAUGCUUUAUGUGAGCAUGAAAAGUAAAACAAUUGAUUUGAAUUAGAAACAUUCUCUGCUGGUUGAUCAAAAUGUUAGUCCUGUGUCAUUCAUAAUGAUUGUAUUUGUUUUAACUGUAGGUGAGUGAUACUAAUAAUUGUGAAUUUUUUAGAAGCACUAGAGACCUAUCAUCUCUUUAUCUUGUGAGUCCAGUGAGCCGUGUAACUGUUUGCCAUUGGAUUGACACUUUGUACAUUGUUUCUUUCAACAUGUUCAUUUUUGUUUCUUCAUUGUGUUUAUUUCUUGCUGUGAUCACUUGUCAGCCUUUAAGUGGAAGAAAUUCUGACCAAAUACAAGAUUUUUUUUUUUGGUGGAACAAAAAAAAAAGAUUUUUCUUCCCACUCCUGGAUAAUAAAAAAUGAAAUGGUGUUUUACUUUAUUAUUAUUAUUUUUUAAUUAAUAAGUUGGACAUAAUAAUCUAGCUGCCUACUGGUUUUACAAUCAUACUGACUUAUCUGAUGUUUGAUUUUGUACAUUUGCAUUGUACUUUAAGCAAGCUAAAUCGUCUUUGUUAAUUUGUAUAAAUAACUUGAUUAUUUAUCAUCACUUUAUUUAAUGUUGUAUUUUUACAUUUUGUAUAUUUUGUAUUUACAGUUGUAAAUACUAUUUCACAGUACAAAUACUGAUCAAUCCCCUUUCAUUGAGUUACUUCUCUUAAUUAAUGAAACUCAUUGGAGUUCUUGAUACAAUGUCAUUCAUGUGAAUUGAUUAGUCCCAAAGCAAAGUGUGAUUAUAAUUAAUGAUAUGGUUGUAACGAUUCAUGCCAAUCUAGUAACUUACAUUUUUUAAUUUUAUUUAUUCUUUUUUUUUUUUGGUUGGUUGUGUGAUUUCUCUUGCAUUUAUCCAAUCUGUUAGUGUAUCCCCAUUUUCCUAACUGCCUAUGUGGUAUGUUUUCCUAGCUGCCUCCUUUUUAUGUUUUCCUAACUGCCUCAUGCUUGUUAUGUUUGUAGGUUUCAGCAAACAAAAAAACAGUUGUUCACUCUUUCUGAUAGUUGUUGGAAAUGAUGAAUACACUUAAAAGAAGUGUCACAGUAACUGCCAAGAUACUUAUUAUAUUAGACAUUCAUGAGUGUGUGUGGACAUACAUUUCAGUUUUGACCAGCAGAACAUGCUGAUUUUUAAAUGAAAGGAAACAUUUCUUUGAACAAUAUUUACAUAUAAAGGGUGUUCUUUAAAAAAACAGAUUCAUUUCUUUUUAUAUUUGAAUGAACUAUUACAUGUGUUAAUAGACAUCUUUUAAUUUUUAAAAUCAGUUUUCAUGCAUACACAUUUUAUGAUAUAUAUUAUAAAACUUGUAUGAAUGGAUAUAUAUAUAUAUAUAUAUAUAUAUAUAUAUAUAUAUAUAUAUAUAUAUAUAUAUAUAUAUAUAUAUAUAUAUAUAUAUAUAUAUAUAUAUAUAUAUAUAUAUAAUAAUAAUAAUAAUAAUAAUAAUAAAUUGUACACUUGUAAAAUUUGUAAAAUAGUGACUCUUUUAAUGGCUUGAUUAUAGUAAUGCUUAAAUGUGGAAUUAAAAUGUAAUGUUAUUCCCGUUCCAAAGUAUAGAGUUUAGAAAGCCAGCAAUAUUCUUGGUUUCUUAUCUUGUGCUCUAUGGAUGACCUCUCUCAUUUGUUGCCAUUCUGUACAGUCAAUGUUACCCCUCUCCUGUUCUAUGCAAGUAUAACAUAAAAUGAGACUGUUGCUGUUUUCUGUUGAUUUCAGUAGAACUACUUGAGACUUAAUGUAUAGUAGCGUGUGAGACAAAACUAUGUGAUGUGUAGACAUUGUUUACUCUAUUGGUGUUCAUAAUUGUACAAUACUAGUGUAACCAAAAAAAAAAACAAAUCAAUGUAGUAUGUUAUUGUAGCCUUGAAAUCAUUUCUUAUAACAUGAUUGAGUGUGAUUGACGUUAGUUUUUAGUUUUUUACAUUUUCAGUAAAAAUCAAUUUCAUUGUAUGGAACAAAUAUUGCCUUUUUCUUUACUUUUUUUUCUUUUGUUGAACUACAACCACAACAAAUGAGUAUUAUUAGCAAACGUUUUGUUUGUUUGUCUCAUCAUUCAAAUUAGUUCUGUACACAAAAAUUGAUUGUAGUGUGUACAUACAUUAUAAAGGACAUUCAUGGAAACACAUCUCUCAAUUUAUUGUCAGGCUAACUGGUCAUUUAAAAAAAAAGAAUGACCUUGUCCUGGUAUUACAAAUGUACAUUUUUGACUUCAAAAUCCUUUCAAAGUUCUGAUGUUGCUUCAUAUACUAUGUAUGUGUGUUUAUUUAUUAUUAGAUCUAAUCUUGCACUCAUACUCUUUAACAUUUGUAUACAAUUGACCACAUUGCACCAAACAUUGCAUUCAAAAUGGAAUCAGUGGUUCCUGCUUGUAUUAAACAAGUAUUACACAGUAUGGCUUUACACACUCAACUGCCAUUAUUUACUGUAAAUAUUGUCCAAUUGGAUUUGUUGUUGUUAAUAUCUUAUAAUAGUAAUGGGUGAGACAAUUGGCUAAUGAAAACCCAAUAUCAUUUUUUCCCCAUGUUGUUUUGAUCUCUUUAAAAGACAUAAGUGAAUAAAGUUAGGUUUAGGACAACUGUUGUACCAAGUUAUUGUACAAAUCCAUGGCCCAUGAUCAGAACUAAAAUUGAAUCAAUGUUACCUGUGUUAAAAGAUAGUCUUUUUUUUGUGUGUGUUAACAAUCUGAGUUUUGAUUAACUCUUACACCAAAGCAAUUUGUGUUUGUUUCUCUACAUGGGCAUUGAUUUGUUGGAUGCCUGCAUUGGUUUCAACAGAACAAGAAUUGGCUGAGUUUUUAUCUUUCACUUAAGCUGUCAAUCAUUUUGUGAUCUUAUUUCUUUUUCUCUAUUAUUUUAGUCUCUAUAUUUUAUAAAGCAUUGUAUACCUAUAACCAUUUUGUUUUAUUUUCAAUUUGUCUACAAUGAUAUUUUAUUUUGGAUGGUUCUCUUGUUGUGUGAAUACUACACGACAUGUAGUCCUCUGCUACCUAGCAUUACUGUGUAUUGUCCUUCUCACAGUGUUGAUGUCAACCAAUGGAAAUAAACGUAUGACUAGUUGA